AUGGAAAGUUCUGAUGCACAGACUAUUCUUCGUGACGUUUCAUACUGUUUUGUACCACUAUUGGAACUUGUCGCUAUUCAUAGAAUGUCCUCGGAAGAAAGUAAAGAUAAACAGCCAGAGAGUGAAACACCCUCGCUCACUCCUGAAGAAAUUGAGGAAUUAUGUUCGGAAGCAAAUGAAUACAAGACACAAGGCAAUGACUUUUUUGGGCGAUCAGAAUAUGAACAAGCUAUAAACAUGUAUCAAAGGGCAUUAGACGUCUGUCCCUUUGAAAAGGCAAAAGAAAGGGCCACGUAUUGGAAUAAUCUCGGAGCAUGUUAUAUGCAAUUGGGCAAAUACAAGGAUGUCAUUGAUGCUUGUACCAAAGCUUUGGCAGAUUGUCCGACGUAUACGAAAGCAUUACUUCGACGUGCUCAAGCAAACGAAAAGAUUGGUGGGUUCAGUCCAUUGUCGAGUGCAUUAGAAGACUACAAGAUGCUCGAGUCCGACCAAGAACAUCAGAACAACCUCACACCACAAUUACAGAGAACCGUGUUUAAUUCGAUUAGAUCGCUGGAAUAUCGAGUAGCCAAAGCAAAAGAGAAGGAAACGGCCGAAAUGAUGGGAAAACUCAAGGAUCUUGGUAAUACGAUCCUUGGAAAUUUCGGUCUAUCGACUGACAAUUUCCAGUUUGUUCAGAAUGAGGAAACCGGAUCAUACAACAUUCAAUUUGUAAAUAAUCCAGGGAAAACACUCACCAUAGCUAUGGUAGCCGAACGGACAUCAUUCCUUGAGAAUCAACCAAAUCGAGAAGCGGCUCGACUAGCUCUCGCUUUGAGAGAAACUAGUGAGCAUGCUACGAUGAAUUAUCGAGGGUUUUACGUUUCGGCUAAACGGUCGAUUGUCAAAGAGGUUCUCGAGGCCAUGGCUUCUGGGUUAGACGUGUCAACACUGUUUAGUGAUAUGUUGAUGGCCGCAUCAACCAAAGAUCUUGUUCAAAAGAAAUUGGUAUACAUGUACAUUUCAACUCAAGCCUCUCAGAACGCAGAAUUAGCCAUUUUGGCAAUUAAUACCUUUCAGAAAGAUCUCAAAGAUGAUAAUGCUGUUGUACGUGGUUUAGCGCUUCGGACCAUAUGUUCGAUGAGGCUCUCAAACUAUGUGGAAUUUAUGGUUCCACCGUUGACUAACGGUCUAACCGAUCCAAGUGCAUAUGUGCGAAAGAUAGCCGUACUUUCAUGUGUGAAAUUAUACCAUAUCGCUCCCGAGCAUGUCGCAGAUGGUGAUCUCAUAGAGUCUCUCUAUAAAUUAUUAAGCGAUGACGACACCGAAGUGGUGGCCAAUUGUAUCUCUGCAUUAGACGAGAUUCUAAGCUCACAAGGAGGAAUGGUUAUCAACAAGGGUAUAGCGUACAGCUUGCUUCAUAGAUUACUUGACUUUAGUGAAUGGCAUCAGUGUUUGGUACUUGAUGUGCUUAUACGAUAUAAGCCAGAUUCGGAUGACGAAUUAUUUGAGAUCCUGAAUAUUCUAGACGACCGUUUGCAACAUCAUAACUGCGGAGUUCAGCUUUCUACCAUAAAGUUAUUUCUACACUGGACAGCAGAUAUGCCAGAGAUACAAGAAGAUAUUUAUAAAAGAAUAAGAGACCCGCUGGUGUCAUUUCUCUCAACAGGAAGCCCCGAGUUGGCUUACGCGUGUCUCGCUCAUCUGCAACUGCUUACUGUACGUGCGCCGAAAAUAUUAAGUGCGUACAGCAAACAUUUCUACCGUCGUCUCAAAGAUCCACCUUACUUGACAUUAAAAAAGUUAAAGCUUUUAGAGACUAUUGCGGAUACCUCAUCUGCAAAAGAAAUCAUCGAUGAAAUCAGUGGGUAUAUUACUGGUUCUGAUGAAGAGAUUACGCUAAAGUCGAUUGAGACGAUUGCCAACAUUGCCGUGAAAGUACAUGACGUGAUGGAUUAUGCAAUAGAAUUAUUGCUUAAAAUAAUGGAAACUGAAAUAGAGGAAGUUGUUUCAGGCACCGUAACUGUAUUAACAACGAUUCUUCAAAGCAACAGUACUAUUACUGCCAAGCUCCUUCUUUUGAUUCCACAAGUCUGGCCUUCCAUUUCACUCUCAAGUCCCGCGGGUCCUGCUUUUCUUCAUCUCCUUGCCAAGAAUGCGAGAACCCUCCCGGAAACACCAUACAUAUUGGAAUCCUUGAUUAACACGUUGGAUCAAUAUCCGAAUCCGUCUUUCCGUAUCCAAUUACUUGAUGCUACCGUCGCCGUGUUUCUCGAACGCCCCGCAGAGUGUCAAAGUAUGCUUGAAAGACUGUUCAAAGAGACCAUGAGAAAUGAAGAGUAUAUAAAUGUUCAGGAGAGGGCUACGUUUUUGUAUACUUUGCUAGAAAGUGAUAUAGAGACGGUGAAAAAAAUUCUAUUGGAUGAUGAUGGAGAGCGUCUUCCGGGAAUAAUAAAAGAGUCUGAUGAGAAUAAAGAAGCCCUCUUUACAGAGUUUAGCACGCUCUCCGUAGUGUAUGGCAAGACAUCAACCUACUUUAUUGAUAAGGAUCAAAUUCCGCAAAAAAACAAGGACUUUAUCUUUUUUGUGCCUCCCGCUGACUUCAUGUCUGAUGUGGAUAAGUCUCGGGUGGAUUUUGCUAGCAAGUACGCACUAUCAGCAACUACUUUUAUAAAUGCAAAAGAAUUUAAAGCGUCAUGGACAACGUUCAAAGAGAGUCAUUCACUUAGCCUUCCAAUUCCAAAAGCGCUAGUAUCAUCGAUAAACUUGGAAACACUAGAAAAGACUUUUGAACAACAUUUUAUAUUCACCAUAGCUUCUGGAGUCUCAAACAAUGUACCUCGAUUGUUUGUAUAUGCCACCGAGGUGCUGACUACAACUCUAAUGCUCUGCGAAAUUAAACUCGACCUUGAGGCAUCUAAAGCCAAUCUAGUCGUGAAAUCCAAUGAAAAAGACACUAAAGAGUAG
Molecule: messenger RNA, 2946 nt
Organism: Paraglomus occultum
Lineage: Eukaryota; Fungi; Glomeromycota; Glomeromycetes; Paraglomerales; Paraglomeraceae
Source: the annotation of a GenBank genome assembly